AGACAUGCGGUAUGGCAGAUUUUGUAAAUGUUCAUGUUGGUUCAUUUGUCUCACUGCAUAGAACAAUGCGUAGACAUAGACCUCGAAUUCAUCCAGUCACUCCUCAGUCUAUGACUGAAUUCCACUUACAACUAACAGGAGAAUAUGCGCACUUGUCUAUGAUACAAAAUGAACCAAUAUACUCUGGCAUUGUUGGUGCGACUUUAGAAGAAGGAACCACUUUACUUUUCAUUUUGCCUGGAACCAAAAAUUUACUUAGGACUGGUUCAACUUUUUUGUUGGAUGGCACAUUUUCUAGUUCACCAAGUUUUGGAAACGAAUGCCACCAAUUAUACAUCAUAAUGAGCAUAACAUUUAAUACUGUAAGUUUUGUAUGUAAUUUGUAAAUAAAUAAUAUUA
Molecule: messenger RNA, 399 nt
Organism: Acyrthosiphon pisum (pea aphid)
Lineage: Eukaryota; Metazoa; Arthropoda; Insecta; Hemiptera; Aphididae
Exons: 2
Coding region: 12-386 (124 amino acids)
Source: RefSeq, a predicted model, not a curated record